AUUUCUGGGCUGGUGACACAGAGCUCCAUAUCGAUCUGCCAGCGUAGCCUCUACCUGCUGCACACGCACGGACACUGCGUCCGUGCAGACAGUCUUCCUGUCUGUUGUUUGCCGUGUCCUCUUCACUUCCAGUGAAAGUCUUCGGGCACAGCCAUGAGGUACUUCGCCGCGCUUCUAAUCUUUGUCCACGGGGUCGGAUUUAUUAUAUGUAAACCUUCGUCUCCCUGUCCGAGUGGACAGUUUCUGCUGAAGAGCCAGUGUGUCCUCUGUCAUCCCACCUGCUCAGAGUGCUACGGGCACGAGCUGUUUGAAUGCACUACCUGUGGAGUUGGUGAGUAAAGCUAUUUCUGUCGGUGUUUUUCAGAUUUUGUGCGGAUCGAGAAAUGAUUUUUGAGAAGGUGAUGCGAAUGUAAGGACUGCCAGUCUUUCUUUUAUUUGUAUUUCCAAAUGCUCAUGACUAAUCUAAAGAGGGGUUUAACAAGUAGACAAUUUUCUGUGCUGACCACUUUUUGCCAGCUCAAAAAAUUAACCAAUCAGCUAAAACGAGGAAUCAUCUAAAAUAGGAUGAUAUUUUAUUAAGUUCUUGCCACAAUAUGACAAAUUACAGUUUGCUAGAAUAAUUCGUCUGAUAUGUUUAAACAAUGGGAAUCAUAUUAAGCUUUCUUCCAAUGGCUGAUUGAAACAAAGACUUGUUACAGAUUAGUAAAUCUGGCUGAAAAGUAUGUGUGCAGGUGGGUUGGGGGAGCUUUUCUUUGUUUAAAACACAGCUCUAUUUAAUGGUUACCAAAGCUAUGUGAUUUUAAGGCUGUUGGAUUAGAGGAGGGGCUCUGGUUGACCAUUUACUCUUGUUAAACUGUCAGACACUUGCCACACAAUGUUGGGUUUUUUGUCCUGAGAGCACCUGUGAAAUCAGUAAGAAAUGAAGGUGUGAUCAUUUUUCCUCUGAGUUUUCACAGAGUAAUCUGAUCACGUCAGAAAGGGGCCUUUGUUAAUCAGAGGGAAAGAAAAAACAUCCCCUCAGGCUGCAACUAUUACUGUUUCACUUCACUAAGCUUAACCUGCAAAACCCGCAGAUCUUUCUUCCUCUUUCCUCAUAUACAGUGUUUCUUUUACUAAUUUGUCUUUUUCCUAUAUGUUUAAAUAAAGAGCGUCGAGAAUAAAUUGCUGCAAAGAUUUAUUUUUAAUGUUCACAUAAGUUGUAUAGACUGCUUGAUCUCUGUUUGUAUCUUUGUGAUGCUCUUUGAGUAAGGACAUCAAACCUCCUGCUCUGUGGUUUGCUGUCAUGUUGAAGCCACAUUUCCCCGUGUAUACUAAGGUUAAAGCAGGUGUAGGGGUUGGAAAGACAGCAGCAGCAGCAGCUUGGUGCCGCUUUCUUCCAGAUCUCCUGCAUCUUGUGUGGAAGUCUGAGGAGACGAGACAAUGCUGUGACUCUGCUGCUUCCAGAGAUGCCUCAGGUGCCGUGGCUUGGCUAGUGGCAGGUGGCAGAGUAUUAAUCAUUAGGGCUUACACAAGACUGUGUCCCUGCCCACAGCUCUGAUCUCUCCUCUGCCUCUGAUUGCCCUUGUUUACAUAUGUUGGUGCAUCAUCAGUCAUAAAGUAAUCUCAGACUGCCUCACACACUUGGCUAAGUAUUUUGAUGUCCUUAACAUUUCUACCACCUCUUCUUUUUUCUUCUCCAAUAAUGCAUUUGUAAUGGCAUUGAUGCGUCCUCGGGCUCCAGUGGAACCACUUAAAAUACCGUUAUAUCUGUAUCCUGGAAACCAGUCAUUUCCAGCUUGUGUUGUUGAUGUUGUUUUUCACUGAAGGUGAUGAACUUUCACCCAGUUGGCAAAGAGCACCUCAAUAGUUCCUUCGUCUUAUAUUACUGCCUGCCCAAUUGGCUCCACUGUUGUAUUUAAUGUGAGAAAUGGGAUGAUUUUUAUGUCUACAUUUUUAUUCAAAAACAAGUAGUUCCUGGCCGUAGUUCUAUACGGUUAAUGGCAUCUUCAGGGAGAAAACAGAGUUGACUCUAUAUUAAUCAGUCCCUAUUUCCUCCACCCUUUCUUAGAUGAAGAUGGCCAGGAACGUUUCCUUCAUCAAGGUCGUUGUCGGACACAUUGCCCCCGGGGACUCUACCCUGACAGAGGUCACUACAUCUGCCUGCCAUGCAUAGCCAAUUGUGAACUAUGCACGGACGGGAACAUAUGCGCUAAAUGUUGGGAGCAGUACAAGCUUCAGAAUGGAGUCUGCCAAACAGUGUCCUGCAACACAGGUAACUGUGGAGCAGAGAUUUUUGAGUUUGUUGUACCUAAAGACAUUCAGUUUUGAAAUGCUGUGUUUCUUUGUUUCAGGGCAGGUGCAGGACCCUGAUACAGGAGAGUGCAUUGACUGUGAGAUGGGCUGCAAAACAUGCUCUGUAGGUAGGUGAUGAACGAUUACACUAUCAGGUUAACAGCAUCAUACUGUUGCCUCCCUAAUGGAAGGUAGAUCUCCAUAAAAACACUAGGGAUAAUGAGGUGCAAUGUAUCAUGUUAUAAAUUUAGCCAUUUCUGCAUUCACUUGCUUCUCAGCAUGAAUCCUAAUUAAUCACCUUCUCUUAUUUGUACACAGAAGACCCAGAAAUCUGCAACAGCUGUGUUGACGGUUACUUUCUGUGAGUGUUAUUUGCCUCUCUUUUUAAUCCUAAAUCCAGCGUUCAGGUUUCUAAUAUGCUGUUGUGAGUGAAAUACAUUGAGAGGUGUUGCCUCCUAUAGGACUUUUAAAACCAAGACUGCAGCUAAUCUAAACAUACUUACUGUCAUUGAAGAAAACCAGAGAUUAGUCAUGUUUAAAGAAAUCAAAAUCAGAGCAAAUCAAAUUUCUUUAAACGGACAAUAUGUAAUCAUGGUGUUGAGAUUUGUUUUGCUGCCUUUGGUGUAGUUUAUACUUCCAUACACUGGCUUGCUCAAAUGUAUGAAUUAUUCCUCACUACUCAAGAAAACUUCAUUUCACCUUUAUUUCUGUUUACACCAGUGGAUCACUCAGAGACGGAGUGUAAUACAGGAUUACGAGCUAGAACAGACCUCCGAUUGUGCACUUUUCCCCAAGUUUAGGCCUCUGGGCAUUGUGUGAGUCGAGUUACCUUCCAACCUGAGUGGUUCACUGUUACCUGAGCCUUGGUGUGAGCACAAGAGGGUGGACCGCUUCACAGAGAACCUUCACGGGGUCUGUUUUUAUAUUAUGUAGGGAAAGGAGAGAACAAUUGAGAUAAAGAGAGCAAACAGAAGUGGAAAGCACAGCCAGUACGUGUGAUUAUAUAGUGUGCACCAUCUUGACUUCACUGACAGCUCAUGUGAAUCACAGAAAAGCUGGUUGGAAGAAAAUCCACCACUUCACUCAACUCUGCUCACCUCUGAUGUAUAGAUGAGGGAAGAUACACUGUCUUCAUGUGGAUCCACUUGUAUCACAUUUAGUCUGAAAUAAUGGUUUGAGAUACGGGAAUGACAGGCUGUCUUAGUUAUUUCUGUGGCUGCAGCGGGCGAAAAACAAAUAAAAGAAACUCGAUAGAGCACGGGGCAUUCAUGAACUAAAAGGAAAACCUCACUGUGAUAGAUUUGGACAGUUUUCAGCGCUGUAAGAAAGUCUUCCACCGAGGUUUGGUUGUAAUGAAAAUGUUUGAGUUUGACCGUUUGGGUAACCGAGGCCAUUUUUCUCACAUUAAAUUCUUUUUUAUUGAAAAGAGCCACAGCAUGACGGAUGCUUGGUAUUUUUUGACAUUUACCUCCUCUCAAAGGACAAUAUGGAGCCUAUAGUAACUAAAAGUUUGCUGUGAUUCAUUCUCAGCAGAUUUCAGACCAUACCCUUUACCAAAGCUUUCUGAACUUAUCACUAAUUUGAGCAGGAAGAAAACCUAAACAAUAGUUGCUUUGGAAAUCCUGUUGUGCUUUCGGGAAUGGUCAGUCUAAUAUUUGUACAGGGGGGUUCUUAAACAUCCCGCAAAUUCUUGAGCAGUGCACUGUUUCCAGGCCAGGGGCGGAGUCUGGUCUGCAUCAGCUGCGCUUAAAUGUGUGUGAGCUGAUGGAUGCAGUGUGGUGCCCCCAGCUGUUCCUUCUUUAACAAGCUCUGAAUCUUUGCAACAAAUCCACAGCAACGCAGUAGGAAGUGCAAUUUGGGCUGUAGGUGGUCAGAUUUUCUCACAAUGUUUACGCUUGUGAUCCAUCGCUGUUGAGUUAUUGUCAUUUAGAAAAGCAGGUCUGUAAAGAAGAAUUUACUCGUGCUUUCUUGAGUCAUAUUCUCAGCUCUAUAUCUCAACUCCUUUGGCUAAUUUUGAGGACAUCCAUCUCAUGUUUAAUAACUCAGUUAGGCCCCAAAGGACUGAUAGGACAGGUUAAUGACUGAAAUCUUCCUGUGCCUCUGGGCUACAAAUAAAACACCAAUUAACUUCCUGCCUUAAGUAGAGAGAAGAAUCAUGAUAAGCUUGAAGACAAGCAGCCCACAUUAUAUUUUGGUCCCUGUUUGCCUUCCUUCCUGGUGUUUGAUUGAGCACACCUUUAGGCCAAGGACAGUGUUCAAGUCAACAAUACAGCUGCAGGUGUGCUGUCGACUGAUGCAGUGCGUGUCGGAAUGGUCUCUUGGAUGUGGUGUGUUUUUCUCUUUUCUCUGCCUUUAGUUUGUCACACUCAUCCAUUUCAGCAAAGGGCUGCCUGCUAGCAGCAUCAUUCUUCACUAUCCGUAAAGCUUUGAAAAUGCAGUCAAAUCAAAAAAGUCCUCAUCAGGUCUUUGAUAUUUUGAACGCUUUGUCUGCAUGUUUGCGUUAGAAAACAUAGCCUCUCUUUGUUUCCCGGUUUCAGUCAAUCUUUUAUGAAUGAUUUCACACAAAGACGACGGCUAUUCGCUGAGAACUGUGAAUAUGCAGCAAUGAGCAAUGAAUGAUUUAGCAGAAUAUGAUAUAACUUUGGAAUAAACCUCAUUUUUUUCUCUAGUUUCAGACACCAGUGUCGCAGGCAUUGCCCACAGAGCACUUAUGAGGACCGGGGCCGGGGUUUGUGUCUGUCCUGCCCAACACCUUGCACAGACUGCAAGAGUAACACGCGAUGCCUCUCCUGCCAACCUGGUUACUACCUCAAUGGUACCGCUCAUAAAGAGGGAUUAUUUCUACUCUAAUUUUGCUUACUGUUUUGAAUACUGAGAGAUUCAGAUAACAUCCCUUGUCCCACACUACACCACAACACUUAGUAUUUAAUAUGCCUUUAAAUCGCUGUGCGUUAGAGUGAUCAGUCAUUGUUGUCAAAGACUAAUGAUAGCGCCGUGACUCUUCAUUUGGAUUGCAAAUCAUGUCCCUGUCAGCAAAUCUGUAACAUGAGAUAUGCAAAUGCAGUUUGUGCAAACCAGAAAUAAUGGUUGUGUUGUUUUGUUCUCUACAGGUAUCUCAGUUAGAGCUUUAAGAUUUAAAAUAAAGCCUGUAGCUGUUGCAACAAGGGUUAGAGAUGUGAAUACUAAUAUUAUACCAAUAACAUCAAGGCUUAACUAUACUUUUUUCCUUACUUCAUUCAACAACCAUCUUAUGAACGGCAGCAUCCAGUUGAGCAAAAUAGAGCUAUCUUCUCUUUAUCUAAUUCACCAUAAGGAAAAGUACAAUAAAUGAUUAUUCAGGCAGUGGAAUUUCAAAUAUUGUCCUACUCUCUUAGAUAUGCCAUGGUUACCUCGCUACACCAAAGCCUGUAUUAUUUGUUGCUAAUACACUGGUGAGCCAGUUAUAGGUCGCAAUAAACAAGUUUCAGGCAGUGAUAUCAAACUCCAAAAGAGACUAUAAAAAAACAUGCCCAGGUGAAUAUUUAAUAGGCAUUCAGUCUCACAUUGUGUUGAACAAAAUUUAUUAUGGACAAUCCGUUUGUUCCCUCUCCUUUAAUCAUAUGAUCCCUCUUCAAAAGAUAUACUGUAGGUCAUUGUGUGAAAUCUGAGUCCUUUGAUAAGGCAAGAUCCUGGAGCAGAGGAAAGGGAUUUUUUAAAAAUCCUACUACUACUGAACGCUGGGGUUUGCAAGUUUGCUUUCAUACUAUUAUUUAUGAUUCAGCAGUAGAUAGUUAUCAAGUUUUGCCCACAGAAGAUAUCACUAAUCAAGCACAGAUUCAAAUAAAGAUUGAGAUGUAAACAGAUGGUAUCUACUUCGUUGUCUCUGCUCGGUUAUUCAAGAAAAUAAAGUUGUGCUGGACGGUCUAAUCACCUCCUCUCUGUGCUGCUUAUCCCCGUCAGGUGUUGAGUGUAUCAAACAAUGUCCACAGCAAACCUUCAGUGACUCCAGCAGGUGGCGCUGCCAGACCUGCCACAGCUCAUGCCAGACGUGCCAUGGGCCUCGAUCAACAGACUGUGACCUUUGUCGUGGUGGGAACUCUCCCCUACAUGGACAGUGUCCUCUGAUUAACUGUCCAUUGGGACAGUAUUAUGAUGGUAAGCUGAACUACCUAAUUUUUGGUGAUCUUGGUCAUCGUUUUAAAACUCAAUUUUUAGAGAAAAGUAACUUUAGUCGUUGAUUUUUCCUAUUGGAUUCAUUUCUGUAAAGCAAAGUGGGUUGUGUUGAGAGUCAGGUGAGUCGGAUGUAUUUCUGAAUAAUAUGGUUUCUUAUUGUUUGGUCCUCUGAUUGUAAGUAAUUGCUUCCUCCAAAGAGAGGUCAGAUCAAGGAUCAGCACAUUGUUCCCGCUAUUUAGAAGAAUCCAGCGUCUUGCUCAAGGACACUCCAACAUGGUGGAUGGCUGCUGCUGAGACAAGGACUUGAUCCCUGCUGAAGGACCGCUAAGUUGAAGGGCAGUCUCCUACAUACUGUGUCACCCCGCUGCAUGUACUGCAUCACCUUUCACUUGAGAGUCAUCCUAGAGGAGCGAUUUGAAAGGGCUCCUCUGCCUCGAGCGCAGGGCUCUUCACCUGCUCUCCCUUUAGUGUCUGAGUCAACAACUUUCUCUGUUGUUGUCAAGCAUACAGCGUGAUCAGGCCGAUCAUUUCAAUUCUGAUUAUUUAGAUUUUUCUGUGGCUUAGUAUGCCUGAUGUUCGCCGUCGGGAUUUCUUGUCAUUUAUCCAAGUCUUUUUAUGAACCGCCGACUGAUGUAACAAAAAAGAAACAUUUGAAAUCUCUCUUUAACCUCAAAAUGUUGUUUUGCACCGCAGGAAUUAUCAAAUUUAUAAUUUAACUGUAUUGUGCAUGAUGGUACGCAGUUAUAGCCAUGUACAGGAAUGUCUGAACAAAUAUUGUUUAUAUAACUUGGUUAUACAACUCUGUGAUGAUAACUCAACCACUAUAUGUCAUUUUGCUUAUCAUUUGUUCAUCCACUUCCCGGUUAUUUUAAUAGCAGUGCAAGUGAUACUUAACACGUCAAACAUACAGGAACUAGCAGGUUCUGUGUAGGGGGUUUUGUGCCCAUCACAGCACUAACAAACUGGCCUACUUUGCAUUUCCCAUCAGGAGGUGGUCAUAAACAGAGCAGUUUUACCUUAUUACUGUUCCCUCCAGUGGUAAACACCAGUAAAAUAAGCAAAUCAAUGAUUACGAACUCAUCUUGUAUCCAGGUUUUAUCAGGUUUCCAUACCUUCGUCUGGGUUUAGUCAAAUGUGACGUCUUGUAAACUAGAGAAAACAAAGCUUCUGCCUGAUCAAACUUUUUAUUUAUUAUUUUACUGUCAGCACAAUACAGCGAGUGUCACACUUGUGAUGCGUCCUGCCGAACCUGCUUUGGCCCACAAGCACUGGACUGUUCCUCUUGUUUCAAAGGUAUAAAUAUUCUCUUUAUUAUUUGCCAUGGCAGCUACAAGAAACGUUGCCCCAGUUAUCAUUGUAUUGUUUGUGUUUGUGCGCGUCACAGGAUAUUUCCUGGACCAGGACAGUUCCUGUGUAGCACAGUGUCCCUCGAGCUCCUACGCCAACUCUGCCACUCAGAUGUGUGAAGACUGCUCUCCAAACUGUGAGGCCUGCGUGGACACGAGUGAUAACUGCAUCAGCUGCUCCAAAGGAAGCUAUAAGCUUUUUCUUCACCAGGGUCGGUGCUGGUCUGAGUGUCCAGAGUAAGCACCAGGAUGAAAUAAGAGUUAGUCUAAAGAAAAGGCUUUUUCAAAUGUAGAGUGGUAAGGUGUCAUUAAAUGUCCCUCUUAUUGUCUCCUCACACUAUUUUCAGAGGUUUCUUUGAAACAGCAGAGGGCUCCUGUGAAGCCUGUGAUGCCUCCUGUCUGACAUGUGAUGGUAUCAAGUCCCAGUGUCUGUCCUGUCCUGAUGGCCACUACUUAGAAAGCGGCACAUGCAGACUCAACUGUUCACUUCAGGCAUAUCCUGCAGAUGAUGGCACCUGCAGACGCUGCCCCCCUCACUGUGACGUCUGCUCAGACGACAGGACCUGUUUCAGUGAGUUAUAAUCUGCGUGGGCAGCUAAAUUUAAGAAGAACAUAACAAGAGACUUUGAUUCAUAUCUUGAAAAAUUGUUGCUGCUACUUUACCAACCCUCUUUCAUUUCAGAAUGCACUUUCCUUUACUUGAUGCUCAACGGUGUGUGUAAAGCCAGUUGUCCUCUGGGCUACUAUGAGGACAUGGAGGAGGGCCGCUGUGGUCAGUGCCACCCUACCUGUAGCAGCUGCUCUGGGCCCCUGGCAGACGACUGUGAAACCUGCUCAACAUUUAGCCCCAAACUCUACAAAGGAUCUUGCUCUAAAGACUGCCCCAUUGGUACUUACUAUGAUACUGAAGCUCUGGAAUGUCAAGGUGAGCAUCUCGAUACAGAGAUUUGGCCCCUUCAAACCUUCUGUUGAAUUGUCAAACAUGGGUGAGUGAGGGUGGGUGUUUGUCUUUGUGUGUGGGUGUCUGGGUGGGAGAUUUGGCUUUUAUUGUUGUUAAUUGAUAUUUUUAACCUCUGUGAGGCACUUUGAACUGCUUUUUUGUCUGUAAGUGCCUGAAAAAAAAUUUGAAUUUGAAUUUAAAUGUCAUGUAGCAGCUUUUUCUAGUAGUUUCUGGCAAAGAAGGGUUUCCAAUCUCCAUAUCAAAAUAUACAUAUGUAAAAAAAGUAUUUCUAAAAACCACAACAACAUUGCCAGGAUGUCGAACCCUACUUCUCAAAUGACACAUUCUGAUUUGUGUGGCUGUUUUCAGAGUGCCACCAGACGUGUAAUAGCUGCUCCGGCCCCGAAGCAAACCAGUGCACUCAGUGUGAAAAGGGACUAGUGCUGGAUCCAAACACUUUGUUGUGUGGCGUGACAGGCGACACAGACUGCCCGACGAGUACCUACCUUCACGAGGACCAGUUCACCUGUAUGAGUUGUCACCGGCACUGCUACUCUUGUGAAGGGCCAGGCAACGACGAAUGCCUGACCUGUACCAUCCCCAGAUACCUUCUUAGUAAGCAUUUUAAAUUCUCUCUUCAACUGCAUAAUGAUCAUGGGGCUCAGAGUUAUUAAUAUAUACUGCUUAUCCAGUUGGGAGGGGGGUAUUAUUUACGGUCCACCCUGGAUAGGUCUCCAGGCUGGGCUAGCAGGCCAGUUUCAGGGUCCAUAAUGUAAAAAUAUAAAAAUCACAAUUAAUUUAUUAUUCCACCAGAUAACAAAACAAAAUAAUAUUUCUCAAAACCUCAGGCUCUUAAGGGAUUUGAACCAGUCUGAUAUUUCAUCUUCAUUAUUAUUAAUGGAUGUUUGUCUGCAACUCUGUGCAGCCAGAAUCUCUAAGUACAGUACAGCUUAUAAAUCAGAUACAUAAUAACUGCUUUUGUCAAUCAAUAAAUCAAUGUUUAUUUGUAUAGCACUAACUAAUAGAAAUUUUCGAGAGACUUCACAGGUGCAGGAAGAUGUAACUUUUUAGAGUAAGCAGUAAUCCACCAUGACCAAACACUUGGUACAUUUAACACAGAACAGGGGCAACAAAAACAUCCCUUUAAAGAGGAACAAACCUCGAGUUUAACCGGACGAGCUUCUGCUGCUGCAAAAACAGCUCAUACAGACUAAGUAACAGUGCCAAUAAUAAUAAUAACAAUAUAAAUAAUAAUAAUAAUAAUAAUAAUAAUAAUAAUAAUAAUAAUAAUAAUAAUAAUAAUAAUGAUGAUGAUGAUGAUGAUGAUACUACUACUACUACUGCUAUUACUAUUAUUAUUAUUAUUAUUAUUAAUAAUAAUAAUAAUAAUCAUCAUCAUAAUAAUAAUAAUAAUAAUAAUAAUAAUAAUAAUAAUAAUAAUAAAAGAUUGUAUGUGUAUUUGCAGGAUCAGCAAAGUAAUAAUCCUAAAAUUUAUGAUAGUUUUAAGUCCAUGAUGCCCACAAUAUUGUUAGUUUUGAUGAUGAUAAUUUUAAGACAGAUAAUAUCAUUUGUAAAAGUCAAGCAGGUUUAUAAAUAAAGUUAGCUGGACAUUGAUGAUAAUAGUUAGAAUGGCGUAGAUAGUAGUAGUCUUAACAGUUGAUGUCAAGCAGGCAGGAAUGUUGAUCCACAGGAACCCAUGAGACAACAAAUCUCAAAAGCUCCCAUAAAAUAAUUUAAAAAGCAGCUUGAUUAUAGUCCUGAAAAAUUCAUGUAGAUCCACACAUUAAAGAUGCCACAUCUAAGUAGUCUGUCAAUACAUCUGAAAUGAACACAGGGAAAAAUGCAUUUGACAAAAUUGUAAAACGCAAUAUUUUAUCCUUCAGGUAUAGAAAGAAAUAUUUUAGGAUGUUGAAGUUUGUGCACUGAGAGGAGAUUACAUUUUAAUCUGUGAUGCAAGAAACACAGUUAGGAUCCACUCCCAUCUCUGUGAGCUUGUCUUUGAGUAUGGUGGGUUAGAUGGGGCUGAGUGCACUUGAAAAAUCAAAGAACAUCAUAUGAUCCUCAUAUAAAUCCAGGUUAUACCGGGUAACUGUUUCUCUACAGAAGUUGAUUAAGACAGUAAAUCCGUCAACAGGUGUGACAAUGUUCAUACUGUUCUCAUCUGUUUCCAGCAGCACAUUCCAGUCGGUUUAUUCAAAGCAGUCCUUGAGAGCUUCACUAGCUUGAAGAGUCCAUCUUCUGAUUUUGACUUAAGUUACAGGCUGCCUCAGCAUACAAGGUCUGUAACAGGUCUGCAGAUAGACAAAGUUAUGAUCUGACCUGUCCAGUGGUGGUAAGGCAGUGGCUCUGUAAGCUUACUUGACGUUUCCAUAAAUCAGAUCCUCAUAUAAAUCCAGGUUAUACCGGGUAACUGUUUCUCUACAGAAGUUGAUUAAGACAGUAAAUCCGUCAACAGGUGUGACAAUGUUCAUACUGUUCUCAUCUGUUUCCAGCAGCACAUUCCAGUCGGUUUAUUCAAAGCAGUCCUUGAGAGCUUCACUAGCUUGAAGAGUCCAUCUUCUGAUUUUGACUUAAGUUACAGGCUGCCUCAGCAUACAAGGUCUGUAACAGGUCUGCAGAUAGACAAAGUUAUGAUCUGACCUGUCCAGUGGUGGUAAGGCAGUGGCUCUGUAAGCUUACUUGACGUUUCCAUAAAUCAGAUCCAGGGUUUUGUUCUCUCUGGUAGGACAGUUCACAAACUGUGUAAAACCAGUCAGGUGAGAGGAGCGGGUGACUUGUUUAAAGUCUUCCAGUGUUAUUAUUGAGUGUUGAGUCUGUAUCGUAGUAACAGUAUUAUGCAAAAGAUUUUAUGGAACUUCUUCAUUUAAAUUUAGGUGGGAUGUAAAUAAGUAUUGUUAUGAUAUGACUGAAUUCUGCUGGAACGUAAUAUGAGCGAAGGGCAACUACCAACAAUUCAGUAUCUGGACAACACAACUUCUCCUUGACAGUUAUGUGUGAAGAGUUACACCAUCUCUGGUUGACAAAUAAAGGCAGACCCCCUCCUUUCUUCUUGCCACUAGCUUUAGCAUUUCUGUUUGUCCUUAUGAGAGUGAAGCCAGGUAGAUCCACACUGGAGUCCGAGUUUCUCCAAGACUUUCUCAGUCUUCACCAAUACCUCCAGCUCAUCGCUUUUGUUGGGCAGAGAGUUGACAUUUCCCGUGAUGACCAAUAGAAGAAAGAGUUUAUACCUCCACCUCCUAGCAUUCAACCUUGCUUUCACCUUUACACCAGCAUGGCAACCACAAUAAGGCCUCCUAAAGUCCUCUGGGAUUGGAUGUUGUGUGCCACUCAGUUUUGGCCACCAAGAAUUCUGUAUCUGCUCCUAAAAGUAAGUGAUUCAAGAAAUUAUUCAUAUGACGUAACUAAAACAUUAUGUCUGUGUGCUAUUUUUCAGAUAGCACCUGUGUGAGUGAGUGUCCAGCAGGUACAUUCAACACAAGGCAGGAGGCUGACGGUACAGAGCUGGGGUUCUGUUCUCCUUGUGAUCGCGCUUGCUCCACCUGCUCCGGAGCAUCAUCUAGAGACUGUCUCACCUGUUCCCCGGGAUAUCUGCGUCUCCUUCAGCUCUGUGUCACCCAUUGUCCUACAGGGUAAACAAAGCCUUUGAGAUUUUUACUUUGUGUUGAAGCUCGACGUGUUUUGAUUGACUGUUUGCUUUUCUCUACACCCCUACACAUUGAUAGAUUAAAUAAAUAAAUGGACAGUGUCGUUUGAGCACAGGAUGUAGUGGCUUUCAGUUCUUUGAAGAAGAGCGCAUGAAUAAGAAGAAGCUAAGCCAAGAAGAACCUCACAAAUUAGAGUCAUCCAGUGAGUGUACCUGCGAGUACUCGGACUUGGCAUAAAGUUUGCAAGGAUGUAGGCGAUUACAACCAGUAAUAAAUCUCAGCGCACAGUAAUAAACAGUAGUUAAGGACUGUAGGCAUUUGGCUGAAGCAGUCAUCUGUAAAACAUCACCAUAAUCCAACAAUGGAUUGCAAGAUACUAAGUAUUUUCGAGCACUGAGGGAGAAGCAGGAUUUAUUCCUGUAGUAGAAACCUAUUUUUAGUCUAAGUUUAGUGACCAAACUAGCAAUAUGUGCUUUGAAAGAAAGCUCACGAUCGACAAGAAAACCCAUUUAUUUAUAGACAGACACAAGCUCAAUGGGUACACCCUGUGAAGUCACGACAAAGGGAUUGUUCCCAGGUAACUCACUCUUGCUCGAAAAAUACCAUGACUUUUGUUUUAUUUGCGCUCAAGACCAACUUCAGUUUCUGCAGUCGAGAUUGAACAACAUCAAAAGCAGACUGUAAAAACUCACAGACCCGGAUAACUGAUGUUGAACAACAAUAAAUGACAGUGUCAUCUGCAUAAAAAUUAAAAGAGGCAUUUGACAAGUUAUUACACAAGUUGUUAAUAUAGAUAGAGAAUGCAAUAGGUCCCAAGAUUGAAUUUUGAGGUACACCUUUAGAAACCUCCAGAAAGGUAGAAGUAUACCCAGCCAUCUGGAUACAUUGAGACCUACUGUCCAGGUAGCCUGCAAACCACGAUGCUGCUUGGUUUGAUAGGCUAAUUUGCCAAAGUACACUUAAAGCAGACUGUGGUCUACAGUGUCAAAUGCCCUUGACAGAUCUAUAAAAAGAGCCACACAGUAUUUUUUUAACGUCCAGGGCCUGGAUAAAAUCAUUAAAAACUUUAAGAGCAGCUGUGACAGUGCUAUGCUGCUUUAAACAAAACAAGCCUGAGUCUUGGAUGGGCCCAACAGUUUCCAUAGUUGUGUAUUUUUACUGUACAAAACAAUUAGCAUUAAUUUUAAUUCACGACUAUUGAUUCAUUACAUGUUAUUAUUACUUGUCGUGAACUUUGAUCAUUUCUCCAGGUAUUACAGAGAGGACUCCCACUGUGAGAGAUGUGAUCUCUCCUGUGAGCUUUGCACUGGACCCGGACCAGAGUCCUGCAAAGCCUGCCUUCCCCCUCUUCUGGAGCUACAAGGGACCAAACUGUGUGUUGAGCGCUGCCCACAUCGCUUUUUUCUGCACAAUGGCAUGUGCAAACAAUGCCACACCAGUUGUCAGACAUGCACAGGUGAUUACAAGAAGUAUAAAGUGAUUUCGCAAAUCAUUUCACUAAGACAGACAAAAAAAAAAAAAAAAUUACACAACUAGUAUGUGUCUUUCAAGUGUGUCAAUAUUUGACUUGCUCUGUAAGAAGUUUUUAUGUAUGAAUGUUUGCAGAUGCCUCGCCUCAGGGCUGUGUGACGUGCGACUGGGGGAGUACUUUGAAAGAUAACGUCUGCUAUCCUCGGUGUGAGGAGGGGCGAUUCUUUUCACGGGAGGUGAUUUCCUAUCACUGGAUCAUAUAAAAUGUUACUGUUUGUAUUGCCAUGCCAUAUGUAACCAUAAACGUCUGCUUAUUAUCAGUUGACAGCAAAUCCAAAGAUCACUAUAAUUUACCUUUAUCUCUCCAUUAGAGUUGUACAUUGUACAGCAUGCUGCUGCAGAGUGUACGACUAAAUAUUACAUCAACGUUAAUAACUUUUCUGUUAGCUUAAAUUCUUCCUCUUAUUCUAUCUAAAAACAUUCUUUUAAAUUGUUUUCUUAGGAAACUUGCGAGCCAUGUCACAGCUCAUGCAAGCACUGUAACGGCCCCAGACCCGACCAGUGUCUGACUUGUCAUCGUGAUUCUGCUCUCCAUGCUGUGGAGAACCGCUGUGCUCGCUGCUGUCAGGCCAGAGGGAACGACACUGACUGCUGCGUUUGUGACAGUCGCUCAGGUAAAGACCCCUGUCCUUAAAGGAAACAAACAAAUACCAGAACAUGAACAUCUAAUUUAUUUGAUUUUAUUGUUCCAGCCCUGUGUGUGGAGGUUCCCAAACCCAAGUCCGGCCUGGAUGCAGAAGCAGACCUGAAAAUGUCAUCCAGAGCUAUGAAACACACCACAGCCGCCCUGCCUAUUGCCCUGCUGCUUGCACUGGGAUUAGCGCUGGCUGUGUUUUUCUUGAUCAAGGCUCAAGCAAAGAAGAGGUUCUGCUGGAGCCAGAGCUAUGAGAGACUUAGUGGCAGUGCCAGCGUGAACAUGCCCCACGGUGUGCCUGAGCCAGACAGUGGAGACGAGGUGGAUGUGGUGUACACCAGCAGAAACGGAUCUGUAUAUCGACGCUACAGCUUCAUUCACGAACAGGAUGUGGAUGAGAACCAGGAUGCAGAUGAGGGCACUUGUCUUAAUUCAUCUUAGAUAAACACAAACUAGCUUGACAGAAAAAAAAGACAAACUGUUAAAUUUAAAAUAGCUGUUUAGACAAGAUUAUAACUUGCUUUGGUAUGGUGCUUUUUGAAUUCUGGUGUUUAUUUUAGUGAACAAAGUGCCUGUAUCUGUCUAAUGCACAUUUUUAGAUGAGGCAUGUAAGUAAAAACAGUGAAAUACGUACAAAUGUGUACAUAUAUUCGUAGCCUUUGUGACUCUUCCUUCUUUUUUUUACUGGAUAUUAAAAAGAUGUUUGCUGAACAGUAAUGCCAUCAUGUAAAGUCAUUGAUAUCAGGAAUAAUUGUUGUGUAUAUAAAUUGAUAAAAUAAAA
Messenger RNA from Xyrichtys novacula (pearly razorfish), 15298 nucleotides. Lineage: Eukaryota; Metazoa; Chordata; Actinopteri; Labriformes; Labridae. The record is from the annotation of a GenBank genome assembly.